AUGCCCCUAGACGCUGAUCUUGGGAGAGAUAAAUUAUGGAUAUGUAUGGAAUAUUGCGGGGGAGGGUCCCUACAAGACAUAUAUCAUGUGACGGGGCCUCUCACAGAAUCACAAAUAGCCUACGUGUCUCGAGAAACUCUUCAGGGUCUCUACUAUCUACACAACAAAGGGAAAAUGCACAGAGACAUAAAGGGAGCAAACAUACUGUUGACAGACAACGGGUACGUCAAACUAGCUGACUUUGGCGUCUCGGCCCAAAUCACGAUGACCAUUGCCAAGAGAAAAUCCUUCAUCGGCACAAACCUUUGGAUGGCACCCGAGGUGGCAGCCGUGGAGAGGAAGGGCGGGUACAACCACCUGUGCGACAUCUGGGCAGUGGGCAUCACUGCCAUCGAGYUGGCAGAGCUGCAGCCGCCCAUGUUCGACCUUCACCCGAUGAGAGCCCUGUUUUUAAUGACCAAAAGUAACUUCCAGCCACCCAAGUUGAAAGACAAGGUGAAGUGGACCAGUAAUUUUCAUCAUUUUGUAAAGAUAUCGUUGACGAAAAAUCCAAAGAAAAGGCCCUCUUCAGACAAGCUGCUGCAGCAUCCCUUUGUCUCGCAACCCCUGAGUCGAACGCUGGCCAUCGAGCUCUUGGACAAGGCCAGCAACCCGGACCACUCCUCCUACGAYGACCACUUAGAUGACGAGCCCGAGGAGCCUGAGGAGCCCCCUGUACCUGUGCCGCAUCGGAUUCGCUCCGGGAACACACGAGAAGGGAAGACCCUCUCUGAGAUCAACUUUGAUCAAGUCAAGUUUGAUCCCCCGCUUAGGAAGGAGACUGAACCUCAUCACGAACCAGCACCCGACUCUGACGAUUUUUUGGACUGUGUGGAAGAACAAUACUACACGGCAAGAUCUAACAUGGACUUGCAGAUGGAUUACGAAGAGGGAUCCCCCAAAAGCUCCUUCUUGGGAGGGCAUAAGAGUCUUCUGAAAUCGGUGGAGGAGGAGCUAAUCCAGAGGGGACACGAGACUCAUUUAGAUGAUGAUGAUGGUGGUGACCAUGAUGAUGAAAUGCAACAUGCCAAGGGCUCCACAUUGCGGCCCAAAGAGCCUCCACCACCGCCUCCCAACGUCAAGCCCAUCUCCAUUCCACAGGAUAGUGCCAACUCCCACGCUCACCAUGGCUCCCCUGCUCACCAUGGCUCCCCCGGUCUCUACGGCUCCCCCGGUGACCAUGACGACAUUGGGGGGACCAUAAAGCGGUGUCCGGCCGCCGAGAGCCCCGCCCGCUCUGCCACCCAUGUUCCACCCAGGCCGCCGCCCCCCAGACACCCCCCACACAGGCAGCUUAGCUUAGGCAAUGGGUUCAGCUCGUCAGAAGUGAGCGGGGAUGCUGGUGGUGCCGAGAAGCAGUCUACUAUGCCACCUAGCGUCACCACGAGGAAGGACAGGAAAGAGAUUCCGAAACCAAUCAGUAAUGGCCUUCCCCCUACGCCAAAAGUCCACAUGGGAGCCUGUUUCUCCAAAGUCUUCAAUGGCUGCCCUCUAAAGAUCCACUGUGCGGCGUCUUGGAUCAACCCCGACACGAGAGACCAAUACCUGCUAUUCGGCGCCGAAGAGGGCAUUUACACUCUAAAUCUCAACGAACUACACGACUCCUCCAUGGAACAGCUCUUUCCCCGGAGGUGUACAUGGCUUUAUGUCAUGAGUAAUAGUCUGCUCUCCAUAUCUGGAAAAGCUUCGCAGCUAUACUGUCACAAUCUGGCGGGUCUGUACGAGCAUGCUCGACAGAUGCAGAAGCUGCCAAUGGCCAUCCCCACCCACCGGCUCCCAGACAAAAUCAUUCCAAGGAAAUUUUCCAUCUCCAAUAAGAUUCCCGACACCAAGGGAUGUCAGAAGUGUUGUGUGGUGAGAAACCCUUACACAGGCCACAAGUACUUGUGUGGGGCCUUCCAAUCCAGUGUGGUCAUGUUGGAAUGGGUGGAGCCCAUGCAGAAGUUCAUGCUUAUCAAGAACAUUGACUUUCCCCUGCCCUGCCCGAUGGAGGUGUUUGAGAUGCUUGUGGUGCCCGAGCACCAGUACCCCCUCAUCUGUAUGGGCGUCAGCAAGGGCACGGAGCUCAACCAGGUGGUACGCUUUGAGACGCUGGAUCCCAACACCGCUUGCCCCUGGCUCAAAGAGUCCGACACUCCACAGACCUGUGUUAUCCAUGUGACUCAACUGGAAAGAGACACCAUUCUUGUCUGCCUGGAUCGGUCCAUUAAGAUUGUGAAUCUGCAGGGGAGGCUGAAGUCCAGUAAGAAGCUUUCAGCUGAGCUGACGUUUAAUUUCCAAUUGAGUCGAUAGUCUGCCUUCAAGACAGUGUUCUGGCUUUCUGGAGACAUGGCAUGCAAGGACGGAGUUUCAAAUCUAAUGAGAUUACACAGGAGAUUUCCGACAACACCAGGAUAUUCCGACUCCUAGGAUCAGACAGGGUUGUGGUGCUGGAGAGCAGACCUACAGACAACCCUACAGCACACAGCAACCUAUACAUCCUGGCUGGACACGAGAACAGUUACUAACCACCCUGCACUCUGGGAACCAGGGUAUGGUUCAGUAGGCAUAACACUUUCUGAAACGGAGUGAUACAGGGAUGUACAGUCUGAACCUGUCCAAUAAGAAACCUUAGUUUCAUUGUCAGUUGCAAAACAUUUUUCCAUUGUAUGCCUUAAUGAACAUGGCCCAGGAUUGGUUUCAGUUACAUUUUAAGAGGUUAUAAAUCUGAAUGAAAUUCAUUCAUUGAAAAUUGCAAUUAGGUUUAUUUUUCUAUUCAUAAAUUGGAAUUCAUGUCCUGAAAUUAAACUAUGGAACUGACCCCAUCCCUGAUGGGAACAGACUAUGAUGAGGAGGACAUGUCUAACUCUGCAUCUGAGACCAAGGAGUUGCAAUCGGACCAUUCAUCGAGCAAGCGACCUUGGAUGUGUCCGGUUUUUAAUUGAACCUUAUGAUUUGAAUUGAAAGUCGACAUUUAUAGUAACACAAACCCACAUUCCUGGAUAUCACACUAUUUCAGUAUUGACCAACUUCUGAGAGCAUGCAUCCUUACCUAACAAGUGCUUGACCGAUGUGUUUGUAAUUAAUGUAAAUAGAAUAUUGAGGUUGUACACUAUAAGUAUGUCAUGUAGAUAACCAUGCUGCAUAUAUUUUGUACAGUUGCCCCCCAACUUCAGAGAUAUAAAGAGUUGUUGCCUAAUCAAUGUGGGGUACUACUUUUAAGGGCUUGUCAACUAAUGUAAUUUUACAAAACAGUGGUAGGAUGUCAAAGAGCAAAGUGUCUGUUCAUUUUGAUCAUGCGUUGCCUUUUUUUAAUAUGUUAGACUCAUUUUGAUAUGAAGCCAUAUGCAAUGUCAUUUUAUUUUCCCACACUUUAAUUCAAACCCCAUAGAAAGUUGUCAAUACUCAGAUAUGCACUGGUUGUGAAAUUUGCACAUAGGUGUACGCAGUAAAACACUUUAUUCUUACAUUUAAGGUAUGGUUAAGUUGUGCUUAUAACAAAGUAUCUGCACGAGUGCAUUAGAAUACAUCAUACUACACACUUUAGAUGUAAACUCAGACAAAUUUAACCAGGCAAUAUAAGGUUUAUUUUUUACAUACAUGCCAAGCUAUUGUUAAAACUGCAUUCAAACUGAAGAGACUCUGGGCAGUUGUACCAUCUUAGAAUCCUUUUCCUUAUGGUGGCCAAUGAGUUGAAWGUUGAAUGUUUGCUAAAUUGCAUUGUUCAUAGUAUGGGGCCAAAUUGAACACGUAACACUAAAUGUCCCUUGCUGACUCCAUGUAGCUUAUACAACUAAAGGAGGGUAUGAUGAAGUACAAGGAUUUUCUGACUUGGUUUCUUUCCAUAUUGCUUUUGUGUCAUGUAAAUACAGUAAAAAUAAAAUUGCUUCAUUGUGCCUGUACAACUGCUAAUAUUCGAACAUGUUACAUAUUAAACAUUUUAACUCACGAUGGGCUAAAUUGAUUGACUGAUGAGCCAUAGGAAGCCUGUUUUUUUUUUCUCCAAAAUUUUAGACGGUGUGAUGAAGUAUAAGGAUCUUCUCACUUGGUUUCUUUCCAUAUUGCUUUUGUUUCAUGUAAAUACUGUAAAAUAAAAUUGCUUAAUUUCGCCUGUACAACUGCUAUAUUUGGACAUGUUACAUAUUAAACAUUUUAACUCGU
Messenger RNA from Salvelinus sp. IW2-2015, 4179 nucleotides. Lineage: Eukaryota; Metazoa; Chordata; Actinopteri; Salmoniformes; Salmonidae. The record is from RefSeq and is a predicted model, not a curated record.